UUGAUUUCUAUCACGGAUAAUCGGUGACAGAACACGUUAACAAAGCACAUUGUUCUGAUCUAAUUUCUUUCAAACUUCGGGAAGAAAUUUAAAUGCUUAAUUUAAUGAACACGAGGUGAAAUAUAAAGCUAAAUGUUCUCGCCAAGGAAUGCUUUCCCUAUAUUCCGAUCAACUGAGCUUUAAUGUAAACGCACGACGAGAAUGAAGAAGAUGGUGAAGAUAUCCCCCGAACUUAUAAAAAAAUGUCCGAGUCAAACGAAGAAGAAAAAAAGCGAAACGACGCUCCAAUACUUGAAGAGACUUACGCACGUUUUCUUGGCUGAGAGAUUUGUCGAUGAAAUUAAUAAUUUAUCGAUGUGUCGAAAUCUCUCUGUUUUGUAUCUUUACGAUAACAACAUCUGCAAAAUAGAAAAUCUUGGUUUUGCCGCCAACCUGACGCAUCUAUACCUGCAGAAAAACAACAUAACGAAGAUAGAGGGUUUGAGCAACAUGAAAAGAUUAUCGAAAUUGUAUUUGGGUCAGAACUGCAUAACUGUGGUCGAGGGUCUUGAGCAACUCGAGGAUCUUCGUGAAUUUCAUAUUGAAAACCAACAAUUACCAGAUGGAGAGAAACUUCUUUUUGAUCCAAGAUCAAUAAGAGCCAUUGGGUCGUGUCUAAACGUGAUGAACAUAUCGGGGAACAACAUAGAUAAUCUAGAUGAUUUACACAGUUUAUCCAGCAUAAUUCAGCUAAAUGCUCAGGACAAUAACAUCACCAGUACAAAGGGAUUAAUGAAAAGUCUAAACAAUUGGCCUUCGUUGAUCAAGUUAGACCUGACCGGAAAUCCUGUUUGUGAAAAGAAGAAAUACAGAGAUCGUGUGUUUGUGAUGUCUAAAACGCUGGUAAUGUUAGAUGGAAAGGAAAUCAGCGAGACUACGAAGAGAUUUCUACUCAACUGGAAGGCAAGCCGCGAUGCAAGAAAACGACAACUAUUACAAAGACAAAAACGCUCGCAAGAACUGGAAAAAGCCACGUGUUCCGAACCGGAAAUGACGUCAAUCUAUUUCCAAACCGUGCCGCCGUCCUUGCCACAGUUGAACACAGCGUUCGCGGGCUCGUAUCCAAGACGAAUUUCCUCCGGGACGACAUUGGAAAGUUGCACAUCUGGAACAAGAUCUCAACACACAAGAUUUCCGAGUAUUUUCUCGUCCGAGCAAGAUUUGCCAUUGUCACGUGGUCAGUCGUGGAUUUCGGAAAGCAAAAAUCCCAGAGUUCCAUUGCAGACGGCGCCGUAUUAAAAAGAUGCUUAUUUUAGAUGAUAGAAAAAUUACUUAAGAAUCGUUUGACGAAGUGUAUAGAAAAUAUUACCAGAUAUUAGAAAUAAAUUACGAGUUUCUUCGAGUGGAUAUCUCGCUCGCCACGAA
Xenia sp. Carnegie-2017 is the source of this 1404-nucleotide messenger RNA. Its product is annotated as protein phosphatase 1 regulatory subunit 42-like. Bases 202 to 1278 code for a protein of 358 amino acids. The transcript has 8 exons. The record is from RefSeq and is a predicted model, not a curated record. NCBI's taxonomy places the organism in Eukaryota, Metazoa, Cnidaria, Anthozoa, Malacalcyonacea, Xeniidae. Gene Ontology annotation, molecular function: protein binding.